Micropterus dolomieu (smallmouth bass) is the source of this 2454-nucleotide messenger RNA. RefSeq names its product golgin, rab6-interacting (gene gorab). Gene Ontology annotation, biological process: non-motile cilium assembly. NCBI's taxonomy places the organism in Eukaryota, Metazoa, Chordata, Actinopteri, Centrarchiformes, Centrarchidae. The transcript is spliced from 5 exons. Bases 118 to 1209 code for a protein of 363 amino acids. The record is from RefSeq and is a predicted model, not a curated record.
AGCGUUUGGAGUUGGAACUAGAUAAGUUGGUGUUUUAUGUUUUUAAGUCGGUAAUCGGAACUUUUCACAUCGUUUUUCGUUGACUUGUUUGCGGUAUUUUAUGUGUGAAGUGGUAAAAUGAGCGGCUGGGCCGGUUUUUCUGACGAGGAGCUCCGGAAGAUGCAGCAGAAAGACUUAGCGAUGUCCCGGCCCGAGGCCCGAGGUCGGAAACCGGCUCCAGCUAACCGGAGUCGGCAGCAGUUACAGCGGGAAAGGGCCCUUCAGCUCGCCGCGCAGAGAAACGCUCCUACCGGCCUCCCACCGGAGCAGCAACUCACCAAACCGCCGCCGCAGGAAGAGCCUGCACCUCAGCCCGCAACCCCUGCAGCACCUCCGGCCGCGAGACAGGAGGUGCUGCAGAAACCCAGCGAGCCGGAGCCGACUGGAAACCACCAGCCGGAUCCAGAGGAGGGGACCCCGGUCGUCAAAGAGCUGGAGAAACAAGAGGUGGAACUACGGGAAAAGACGCGUCUGGAGCAACUGCAGCAAGAGCAAAAGCUAAUCGAAGAGAGGAAUAAGCGUAAGAAAGCUCUCCUAACAAAAACUAUCGCUGAGAAGUCCAAACAGACUCAGGCAGAGGCUGUGAAGCUGAAGAGAAUCCAGAAGGAGCUCCAGGCCCUCGAUGACAUGGUGUCCAACGAUAUCGGCAUUCUGAGAGGCAGGAUCGAACAAGCCAGCUGGGAAUACUCCGCUGCCAGAAAGCGCUAUGAGAAGGCGGAAGCGGAGUACGUGACGGCCAAGCUGGAUUUGCACAAGAAGACGGAGGUGAAGGAGCAGCUGACGGAGCACCUCUGCGCCAUCAUCCAGCAGAACGAGCUGCGUAAAGCCCACAAGCUGGAGGAGCUGAUGCAGCAGCUGCAUCUUCAGGCCACUGAAGAAGAGCUGGAGAGGCAGAAGAAGGAGGAGGAGGAGGAGGAGCAGAAGAAGAGGAGAAGAAGCUGUGUGGAGACGCAGCGAGACGGGAAACAGGGAAACGGUUCAGCGGAGAAUCAGGAGGAAACAGUGCAAUCAAGCAAAGACUGUAGACCCACAGAGGAGGAGGCAGUGAAAGAGGAGCGGGAGGGAGGCGACGUCCAGCAGGAGCACCACAUCAAGACUGAACCAGCAAAGACUGAGCAAGACUGUAAAACACUAGAAAACUGUGUUCAGAGUGAACUUGUUGCGUCCUGACGCUCAGAAAGGAGAGACACGUGUCAUGUGUCGACCUGCUCUGUAAAAUAUCCGGACAUAUAAAACACUAAUACUGUCAGAUAGAUGAAAAAUGAGUCUGUGCAACCCGGCCUCCUUUAAAAAUGACGUUCAUAAUCUACUAGAUGUAAGGUAAUUACUGCCUGGCAUACGUUUACUGGCAACAGUUUUCCCACUGGUGCGGCUCAUAAUCAGUGCAUCCCUAUUUAAAAAUCACAAUGGUAAAAGAUGUCAUCUGGGCAGCAUUGCGUGUCCUUUAAAAAGCUUCUUGCUUCAUAUUUGGCAGACUGUAGCGUUCAGAAUCAGAAACUCGUCAAGUACUGAAUUUUGCAAUUGAAUAUCUGUUCAGAUUCAGACUAUUUACUCAUUUUGUGAUCAAAAUCACAGUUUUAGACUACUUUAUUUAGCUUUCAUGUGGCUGCUUGUAUUUAGACAACACUCGAACACUGUAGAAAGUGAUGGUGUCGGGGGAAAAAGUAUUGUUUUGGUGUUAAUAUUGAAACUCUGCCCUCAGUACGUCUGUACCUGCAGGAUCAGGCAGAAUCCUGUUCAGCUGCAGAGUAAAUCAGAAGACUAUCUUUCAGCCAUUAUCCUCAAUCGGUUGCUUUUUCAAUAUAUGUCUCUGUGUGUGUGUGUGUGUGUGUGUGUGUGUGUGUGCGCUUCCAAAAAAUAGCUCUUCUUCCAAACAUGUGGUUUUCCAUCACAUGUGAAUUAUCUCCCUGAGCAAAGGUGGAAUUCAAAAAGCUGACUGUUUUUGAUUGUUGUCUCUUUGUGGCAACGAUGAAAGUUGACUUCCUGGAAAAUCUCCCGUUUCAUGCCGACGGAGCGAAGCAUUAAUCCCACUCUAUUCCAAACAUAAACCCUCCUGUCCUAUGUGUUGUAGAUGAACAUGUUAGCCGGCGCUGGGCUCGUCUUUCACAAAGCUAAUUGUCGUCUUGUCAGUGCAGCUGAGGAGCAGCCGGCCUCCUGACGGGUAAGAUGAUAUCUGUUGAUGUAUGUAUGUACGGAUGCGCUCAGCUGCAUGUGUUUCUGCGGGCUUAGAGUUUAUUUCUUUUGCUGCACAUGGAACUGUGUCCCCAAAAUAAUGUAUGACAAUAAUCUGAUAUGAAACUUUAUAUAUAUGUGGGCCUGACCAAAGUCUGUACACUCUAAGUUAAAUUAGUGCGAAGAAGUUUUUUUUAAAAAAUGGGGUAAAUAUUUAAAAAGGUGUUUUUUUUUGUUUGUUUG